AGUGGACAGGACUGAGGAGUGAGGACUCACAGGAGGAUAGAAGCACGUGUGAAUUGAUGAAACUGAACUGACAAUGGCUCAUCAUCUUAGAGCAUCUUGUUUCCUUGCUAAUCGUUCGAGCACUCUUAAAACGUUCUCUAGAUGUUAUGGCUAUGUUCAUGUGGUUCAUAAAACCAUCCCUCAUUUAUUGGGUCCUGGGAAUGUGUGGAGAAAAUGCUACGUUGUUCAUCCAUGUAGUGUUAAGAAAGAUUCUCUCCUUCACGCUCAAUGGCUAACAGGCACUAAAUUGGUGAACGGGUUGCCUAAAGAAAUCAAUUCGAUCUCCUUACCAAAUGAUUUUAUUGUCACUGAGUUCAAGGAGCGUCUUAUUGAUUAUAUGAAAAUUUCGCCAGAUACAACACCAUUGUACUCUAAUAAUAAUAAUCUUAACUUUGGAUUGUAUCAAGCAUGUCUGUCGUGUUUGUGGUCACUGGGCAAUUUUCAACACAUUCAACACUCUUAUUGGAGCCCAAUUACAAAGGUCACUAGUUAUUGGCGUAGGAAUGGUCUAAAUUUUGUGACCUUUACCAAACCUUCAAUUUUAUAUACUUCAUCAGCGUUGGAUUUGUGGCCUACACCGUCUACCACUACAUUGGUAGACCCAGUGAAAUAUCUUAAUCCUUCUCAUAUUCAGUUAUUUGAACAGAGUUUUGACGAUAUCAAUGUAUUCGGUGGCAAUAAGAGCUUGAGUCUCUAUCCAAUGGCUCAUACCCUCAUUGUUGACAACGAUUAUAAGAAACACACUUUAGAGCAAACUAUAUCUCAUGCCCUGUUACAAUUGUUUGCACAGUCUUCUGCUCAGACUGUUCAGAAUGGGUAUCCUCUUGAUAGGAGGCUGGACUAUCCUUUAGCAACACAAGCAAUCUUGACUGACGGAUUACAGUACACCUUUGCAUGCUACCAGUUAAACACAUUGAACAUGACAGAAACGUCACAACAGGAAGUUUUUAAUUAUAUGUGGUGCGGACCUACAUAUAAAAUUUGGAACAAGGAAAAAACUGAUCUUAAUAAUAAGUGUGUUACACUACUACUAAAGUUUCUAUUAAAUGAACCGUUACGGGAAACCCCUGCACUUGUUUGUCCUGUCAAUGAUGUGAAGGAUACAACAUAAUUUUUGUUUCAUCAGUUUGUAUGAAAAUAGCGUUUUGGUUUUUGUUAAAAAUUGUGUUAUAGUAGUAAUAGAUUGUUGUAAUUAUUAUCUGGGACCGAGUAGUAUCAGAAGGAAAA
This is a messenger RNA of Amphimedon queenslandica, 1266 nucleotides long. Its product is annotated as 28S ribosomal protein S30, mitochondrial-like. The record is from RefSeq and is a predicted model, not a curated record. NCBI's taxonomy places the organism in Eukaryota, Metazoa, Porifera, Demospongiae, Haplosclerida, Niphatidae. Gene Ontology annotation, biological process: translation. Bases 74 to 1150 code for a protein of 358 amino acids. Gene Ontology annotation, molecular function: structural constituent of ribosome. Gene Ontology annotation, cellular component: mitochondrion; mitochondrial large ribosomal subunit; ribosome. The transcript has a single exon.